Salvelinus namaycush (lake trout) is the source of this 4442-nucleotide messenger RNA. Its product is annotated as apoptosis-stimulating of p53 protein 1-like. Gene Ontology annotation, molecular function: p53 binding. Gene Ontology annotation, cellular component: nucleus. The transcript has 17 exons. Gene Ontology annotation, biological process: regulation of apoptotic process. Bases 379 to 3522 code for a protein of 1047 amino acids. Lineage: Eukaryota; Metazoa; Chordata; Actinopteri; Salmoniformes; Salmonidae. The record is from RefSeq and is a predicted model, not a curated record.
GGGCAGUCGAAUCGUGUAAAGGCAAUCGGCGAAUUAUUUGUGGUGUGCACUCGUUCAAUCACUGUCAUUACAGCGUAACGCUUAGCAGCAAAUUCCCUGAAACAACAUGCCACCAAACUAGGCUGUGUGAUGUUCUGUGACUAUUGCGUGCAGUGACACACUUCGCCUUCAGCGUCUGUGUGCGUCUCUGUGGGAUCAAGCAUCGUUGCUUUAGGACGAUUAUAUCUGAUUCUGGAGCGCGACGCAGAUUCUACCGACCGGUUAUUCGGACCGGCCUGUCCGGCAACAUAGGCUAGGGGAGGCAAAGAAGGCAGACAGAGGAGUGUGUUACUCCAAGAGAUUGGCUGGAAUAAACAUAUUUAUUGUUUCACUGCAGUCAUGAUGCCGAUGAUCCUGACAGUGUACCUGAGUGACAGCCAGCAGAUGCUGACAGAGGUGCCCAUCACCCCAGAGACCACUUGUAAGAAUGUGGUUGAGUUCUGUAAGGAGGCCGGAGAGAACGGGUGUCACCUGGCUGAGGUCUGGAAGGGAAAAGAGAGAGUGAUCCCCUUUGACUACCUGAUGUAUGAGCACCUGCAGAAGUGGGGUUCUAGGAGGAUGGAGGUCAGGUUCUACCUGAGACACGAAGACUCCCCCUCAGAGAGCAGAAACCAGGGGAGCCAGCUCUCUCAGGACCAGUCCAGCAAAGGCAGUAGAGGGAGCUCAGACCAGCCUUGUGAGGACAGGGUGGGGAACCCUAGCGUGGAGCUGUCUCUGUCGGAGCUGCAGGAGAUGGCCACACGUCAACAGCAACAGAUCGAGGCCCAACAGCAGAUGCUGGUUGCCAAGGAGCAGCGUCUGAGGUACCUGAAGCAGCAGGACCACACACAGGGCCAGACAGCGUCAGAGGCUGAGAAGCUGCAGAGGUUGAAGGAGCGAGUGGAGAGUCAGGAGGCCAAACUAAAGAAGAUCCGCGCCAUGAGGGGCCAGGUGGACUACAGCAAGCUCAUCAAUGGCAACCUGUCGGCUGAGAUCCAGCAUGUGAGUGGGCUGUUCCAGGAGAAGCAGGCAGAGCUGCAGUCAGCUGUGGUGAAGGUGGACCAGCUCACCCAGCAGCUGGAGGACCUGAGGAGGGGACGUCUCAAUGGUCUGCAGCCCCUAGGAGGACCUCUCACUGGCACCGCCGCCCUGGAGCUACGCAAACUUUACCAGGAGCUACAGGUGCGUAACAAGCUGAACGUGGAGCAGGGCGGCAGGCUGCAGCAGAACAAGGAGCUGCUGAAUAAGCGCAACACAGAGGUGACCAUGAUGGACAAGCGCAUCUGGGAUCUCCGCGAGCGCCUGCAUAAGAAAAAAGCUGAGGCACGUCAAAAAGAGAACAACCCUCUUAACAGGAUAAAUGGGCCUCCCUCCCCCCAGCCCACCCCCAGCAGCUCAGGGCGCGUGGCCGCUGUGUGUCCCUAUAUCCAGGUCCCCAUCCCAGGCAGACAGGAGGGAGGCUACGCUCUGCCCCCAGACCCCUUAAAACCACACUCUGUCCCUGGGACUGGCCCCAUCAACCAUGGCCGCUCUAAAUCAGCCAAUGAUGCAGUGUGGCCCACCCUGAGUAAAAGUGUCUCCUCACGCCAACCUUCAGAUUGGAGGAAAACCAGCCCAGACCAGAGCCUUGACUCCAGUAAGCUACCAGGAGGAUCCGUGUCCAAACCACCACCCAUCUACGGCACUUACCCUGCACCUACUGGCCACCCGUCUAUAGUCUGCUCUACCAGCUCCCUGCCCAGGUCUGCCCCUGCCACCUUAGCCUGGCAGCGCUCAGCCCCAACCCCUGCACCUCCUGGUUCCUCCUCCCAGCAGAUCCAGCAGCGUAUCUCUGUCCCCCCCAGUCCCACACCCCAGCCUGGCCCGGGAGAGAGGCCUGACCCCCCGCUGGCUGUGGCUGUGAGGCCCUACGUCCCAGACAGGUCCUCCUCCAGGCCUCAGUCCCCCAGGAAGGGCCCAGCCACCAUGAACUCCUCCUCCAUCUACCACAUGUACCUGCAGCAGCCUGCAGCCAAGAGCUACCCAAUAGGAGGCAGAUCUGCUGUCAAAGCAGUGUAUGGGAAACCAGUGCUUCCCUCCAGCACCUCUCCCUCCCCUGUGCCCUUCCAACACGGGGCACUGUCCCCAGGAGGAGGCCUGGGUGGUGGAGAGGACAUGGUGGACAGGGAAGGGGACACCACAGAGGGUAGACUCCUACCCCCUCCCAGUGUGGAGAACAUCCCGCGGCCCCUGAGCCCCACCAAGCUGACCCCCGUGGCCCACUCCCCGCUGCGUUACCAGAGCGAUGCCGACCUGGAGGUCCUGCGCCGGCGGUUGACCAACGCGCCGCGCCCGCUGAAGAAACGCAGCUCCAUCACAGAGCCAGAGGGCCCCACCGGACCCAACAUCCAGAAGCUCCUGUACCAGCGCUUCAACACCCUGGCCGGAGGCAUGGAGGGCAGCAACAACACUCCGUUCUACCAGCCUGUCUUCAUGGGUGGUGUCCUGGGAUGUCCUGACAUGGACAACAUCAACACUGCUAAUGGGAACCUGAUGGAGACAGCCUCCCUUGUGGUCACUGCAGCAGAGGGUCCCAAUUCAGACCAUCGCCUGUCCCCUUCCUCUGACUCCAAUGAAAAUCAGAAGCAGAGGACCCCCCCACCCAGUGAGACCAUUCCCUGCUUGCCCACCCCCCAGCCCAGCCAGGAAGACAACAACAACAACAACCAGCCUGGUCCUACCACCACCAGCACCACCUCCACUCCAAGGCCCAUCCUUGAGGCCUCGUCCCCCCAGCAGAAAGACACCUCUCCCCGGACUGUCACACCCCCGGCACUGCCUAAGAUCAAGAGGACUAACCUGAAGAAGCCUGAGUCAGAGCGGACAGGCCACGGGCUGCGGGUCAAGUUCAACCCCCUGGCCCUGCUACUGGACGCCUCUCUGGAGGGAGAGUUUGACCUGGUGCAAAGGAUCAUCUAUGAGGUUGAGAAUCCCAGCACAGCCAAUGACGAGGGCAUCACCCCCCUGCACAACGCUGUAUGUGCUGGACAUCACCACAUCGUCAAGUUCCUGCUCGACUUUGGGGUCAACGUCAACGCUGCUGACAGCGAUGGAUGGACCCCACUACACUGUGCAGCCUCCUGUAACAGUGUACAUCUCUGUAAGAUGCUGGUGGAGUCAGGGGCGGCCAUCUUUGCCACCACCAUAAGUGACGUGGAGACAGCGGCUGAUAAGUGUGAGGAGAUGGAGGACGGAUACACACAGUGUUCCCAGUUCCUCUACGGGGUGCAGGAGAAGCUGGGUGUGAUGAAUAAAGGGUCAGUGUACGGGCUGUGGGACUACGAGGCCCAGAGCUCAGACGAGCUGUCCUUCCACGAGGGAGACGCCAUUACCACUCUGAGCCGCAGGGACGACGCUGAGACAGAAUGGUGGUGGGCCAGACUACAUGACAAGGAGGGAUACGUGCCACGCAACCUGCUAGGGUUGUAUCCAAGGAUCAAGCCUAGACAACGUUCUCUGGCAUAGAGAAGACGAUGCACAUUGCUGAGAAGAUAGUGCACGUUGUUGUGCUGGGACUGGGCUCAGAGCUGGAGCUGACUAGACUUGCAGACAGUGGCAGCGCCUGGACAGUGCCCUCUCUCUGUGUCAGUCUGUGCCACCCCAGAACAAAGGACAAGGGCCAGGGCAUGGACAGAGUGGCCUAUAUCUGGACAGACAGACAGACAGACGGACAGACAGACAGGCUCGGUAUUGGUGGUCACUUACCAAAUAGGAAGAAGAGCCAGCAUACACCACCCGUAGAUCCCUGUCUGCAUUUAAGGUUUCGCUUUUCUCCCUGACUAAGCUGACUUUUUCUCAUUGGUUCAUGAAGCAAUGAAGGACCAUUUUUACUUAUUUUUUUCAACAACUCCCACCGCCCUGCCACCACCCCUCAUUCAGAGAAUACUCUGGAUCUGGGCUUCCCAUUUCCCUCUCUCACUCUGUGUUUUUCUCCUGUGUGUCAGUCGAGUAAGGACUUGAAUGUGAUAAUCUCAGAGAAGGGAGCAGAGGACAGAGGCAGUCAUGAGUUAGUGAAUGUGGGUUUGAACUAAGUGCUGUUAGAUGAAGAUGGACAGUUACCCUGCAAGGCAAAUCUUCAGGGUUUCUGUGGAGGAAAGAAAGCAAGAGAUAAGAUAAUGUUUUUACGAGAUGAGAAAUGGACAGGACGAAAUGUGACAGCAGGUGUUAUUGAACGACUUUGAAGGCUGGUUAAAGCUACUGAAAGAGAUGUGGAAUGUUUAAAACAGUCAUACAAUGUUGGUUUUAUUUUUGCGAACCAAAAUGUGUUCUGAAGGAAUGAGGGGGAGAGGUAGUGCUGGGAUAGGAAAGUGAGAGGUGCAGUAUUUUCUUCUACAGAUAUAAUAACUAUGAAGCUAACUAUGGGUGUGAAUUGAAACUAAGCUCAU